Helianthus annuus (common sunflower) is the source of this 2160-nucleotide messenger RNA. RefSeq names its product zinc finger BED domain-containing protein RICESLEEPER 2-like. The record is from RefSeq and is a predicted model, not a curated record. Gene Ontology annotation, molecular function: protein dimerization activity; DNA binding. The coding region runs from base 1 to 2160 and encodes 719 amino acids. Lineage: Eukaryota; Viridiplantae; Streptophyta; Magnoliopsida; Asterales; Asteraceae. The transcript has 3 exons.
AUGUCUGAUUGUCAACUCCCUUAUGAUGAUAUAGAAUUUCAAAGAAGCAAAGAUACUUCGACUAAGGAAAAGAUGGCCAAUAUUGAUGAUGUUAUUGUAGUUAAUGAUGAAGAAGAGAAUGCACAUGUAAAUGAAACAACUAAUAGAGUUGAACAACAAAACAAUGAUGAAGAAGAUGCCCCAUACAAUAAAAGGAAAAGAAGGAAGACAUCAAAUGCUUGGGUACAUUUUCGUACAAUAAGUAAUGCAAGUGGAAGCGAAGUCCCGCAAUGUAUACAUUGUGGAGAGAAAUUAAAGAAGCUCAAAGAUGGAACCACCACACCAUUACUUAGGCAUAUUAACACUAGUUGCCCGAAACUGAAAGCCGUCAAUAAAGGUCAGUUAAAGUUAAAUGUUGGCUUUGGAAAUUCAACAGAAUCUUCAUCAUUGAUUCAAAAUUGGAAGUUUAGCAAUGCUAGGAUGAGAGAGGUUAUUUCUCAUAUGAUUAUGGUUCAUAAAUUGCCAUUUAAUUUUGUUGAGUAUGAAUUGUUUAAUGUGCUGAUGAAAGAAGCUAAUCCGGCUUUUAACAAGAUAUCGCGUGCAUCAAUUCGACAAGAUUGUAUUUCUAGUUACGAAAUUGGAAAGAAAAGAACCCAGAAGCUGUUAAACAUCGUAAAUCGUGUGAGCAUUACAACUGAUAUGUGGACAUCAGUUCAAAAUAUCCAUUACAUGGUAGUGACAUGCCACUUUGUAGACUCGGAGUUUAAUCUUCACAAAUCCAUAUUAAGUUUUGUUGAUGUUCCGCCACCGUAUUCUGGAGUACGUAUCUAUGAUUGUUUGUUCAAGUGUUUAAAAGAUUGGAAUAUUGAGACGAAAGUGGCCACUUUGACUGUUGACAAUGCUAGAACUAAUGACGUGGUGGCUCGGAAGUUAAUGGAAAAUUUAAAUCUUCAAAAGAAACUUGCUAUCGAUGGACGUUUGUUUCAUGUGCGAUGUUGUGCGCAUAUUCUUAACUUGUUGGUUCAAGAUGGUUUAUCAGAAAUUCAAGCUAUAAUUCACAACGUUCGUGAAAGUGUGAAACAUGUGGGUGCCUCUCCAGGUCGAUUACAUAUCUUUAGUGAGCUCGCCAAACAGUUACAAAUGUCGAAAAAACAACUUGUAUUAGAUGUGAGUACUCGAUGGAAUGCCACAUACGCUAUGUUGUCUACAGCCUUGGAGUUUAAAGAAGUUUUUGAAAAUUAUGCCGACCGAGAAAGUACAUACAAUACAUUACCGAGCAAUGAUGAUUGGAAAAAGGUUGAAGAUGUUUGCUCAUUUUUAUCACUUUUCAACGAGGCUACAAAAAUUAUUUCAGGCUCGGAAUAUCCAACUUCUAAUUUAUUUUUGAGUGAGUUAUACGUUAUAAAAGAAGCACUGGAUAAUGUUGCUUUGGACAAGAAGGAUUGCAUGAAUUCUAUGGUUUGUAAGAUGAAAGAAAAAUUUGACAAGUAUUGGGGCUCAUCUAAUCUUUUGAUCUCCAUUGGCUCUGUUAUGGAUCCUAGAUACAAGAUGAAAUUAAUCGAGUUUUCUUUUAACACAAUUUAUUCUGAGAAUAAAGCUGGUGCAGAAAUUGAAAUUGUUCGCAAAACUUUAGAUGAAAUGUUCGCAGAGUAUGUGGAGACACAUAGAGAGGCCAAUGUUGUUUCAUCUGGUGGUGCAUUUGCUCAUGUUCAGACUGAAAAUGGGAGCGGAUCUAGUUAUUCAAACGUUUCCUCUAGCUUUAUGAGUUCUCGAUUUGGUAAGGGUUUGAAAACAGGCAUUUCUAAGUAUAAUCAACAUAUUAGAAGUGUUGAUACUGUUGAAAGUGUGAAAUCAGAGCUAGCCAUAUAUUUAGACGAGGGAGUGUACAUUUGUGAGCAAGGUGUAAGUUUUGAUGCAUUGGGGUGGUGGAAGGCGAAUAAACUUAAGUUUAGAAUUUUGUCUAAAAUGGCUGCUGAUUUCUUAUCUAUUCCGAUAACGACAGUUGCAUCCGAAUCUGCUUUUAGUGCUGGUGGGAGAGUUAUUGACCCACACCGUUCCCGUUUAGGAACUAAGAUGGUAGAUAUGCUUGUUUGUGGAGCUGAUUGGUAUCGUCAUUACUAUGGAGUAAACAAAAAGAAUAACAAAGAAAAUGAUGAUGCCGUAUACAUUGAGUUAGAAUAA